Molecule: messenger RNA, 2926 nt
Organism: Ochotona curzoniae (black-lipped pika)
Lineage: Eukaryota; Metazoa; Chordata; Mammalia; Lagomorpha; Ochotonidae
Gene: RAB5A
Product: RAB5A, member RAS oncogene family
Exons: 5
Coding region: 951-1649 (232 amino acids)
Molecular function (GO): GTPase activity; GTP binding
Source: RefSeq, a predicted model, not a curated record
GGCUGCCGGGAUUAGAACCGGCGCCCAUAUGGGAUCCUGGCGCAUUCAAGGCUAGGACUUUAAAAACCUGAUUUGUAGCAGUAACCAUAAAGGUUGUUGAGUGGCUCUGCCGAAGUACUUAAAACCUUCAUGACAUAAAGUUGAGGCUGAAUUAGGGUUGAAAAUCACAGUGAUUUUAGGCUCAUGUUCUUAAAACGGUGAUGGGCAAGUGUUGCAGCCGGAAGCUGCCACUAGGGGUGCUGCUAUCCUGAACUGAAGGGCCUGGCCUUGAGUCCCUGUUUUGCUGACCUGGCUUCGUGAAAAUACAUACCACAGGAGACAACAAGUGAUGCACAAGGAAUUGGGUCCCUCAUAACUGCGUAAGUGGCCCAAAAGGGUUCCAGAUUUAAUUAGCCCUAUGCAGCUCUGUCUAUUGCAGUCAUUUGGAGUAUGAACCAGUAGGUGGCAGCUAUUUCCCUCUUUUCGUGUCAUUCUUUCAAAUAAAUAAAGUAAGGCUUUUUUAAAGAUUAUUUUUAUUUGGGAGAGAAAUCUUGCAUCUCCUACUUAGAUGCAGAGGCCCAGAGACUUGAGCUAUCCUCUGCUGCCUCCCAGGCCAUUAGCAGGAAGCUGGAUCAGAAGUGGAGCUGCUGGGACUGGAGCUGACGCCCACAUAGGACGCUGGGGCCACAGGUGGAAGCUUAGCCUGCUACUCAGCGACACCAGCCCCAAAAUAAAGUACUUUUUUAAAAGGUUGUAAAGUAAACUAAAUAAAUGGCUUUGAGCAUCAAAUAGAUCAUAAUUAUCCUACAGUUAUAUGCUAUGAUCAGAUUUAAUGCCUAUUAAAUUUAACUGUUUUGCUGAUUUGCAUAUUUGUUUCUUUACAGAUUUCUUUACCUACAGGAAAAAAAUUGACACUCUGCAUCCUGGCAGUUCAUUUAAGAAUCUGAAAUUGGGGACUUUUAAAUUUGGACAUGGCUAAUCGAGGAGCAACGAGACCCAAUGGGCCAAAUACUGGAAAUAAAAUAUGCCAGUUCAAACUAGUCCUUCUGGGAGAGUCUGCUGUUGGCAAAUCGAGUCUAGUGCUUCGUUUUGUGAAAGGCCAAUUUCAUGAAUUCCAAGAGAGUACCAUUGGGGCUGCUUUUCUAACUCAAACUGUGUGUCUUGAUGACACGACAGUAAAGUUCGAAAUAUGGGACACAGCUGGUCAGGAACGAUACCAUAGCCUAGCACCCAUGUACUACAGAGGAGCACAAGCAGCCAUUGUUGUGUAUGACAUCACGAAUGAGGAAUCCUUUUCCAGAGCAAAAAACUGGGUUAAAGAACUUCAGAGACAAGCAAGCCCUAACAUUGUAAUAGCUUUAUCAGGAAACAAGGCUGACCUAGCAAAUAAAAGAGCUGUGGAUUUCCAGGUAUUAAAACUGAAUAUUUCUAAGGAACGUAUCUUUUUGUUUUGUAAACAGGAAGCACAAUCCUAUGCAGAUGACAAUAGUUUAUUAUUCAUGGAGACAUCAGCUAAAACAUCAAUGAAUGUAAAUGAAAUAUUCAUGGCAAUAGCUAAAAAGUUGCCAAAGAAUGAGCCACAGAAUCCAGGAGCGAAUUCUGCUAGAGGAAGAGGAGUGGACCUGACGGAACCCACACAGCCAACCAGGAGUCAGUGUUGUAGUAACUAAGCCUCCAGUCUGAACUCGCUGGAGCGUUCUGCUUCCCAUGUGUAAAUAACAAUGGAAAUGGAGCGUUGAACCAGCCCAGGAUGACUUCAAAAGGAAGAGACUUACGAUAGUGUCGAGUUUCUAAUUCAGAUUUUAAGUGUUUUUGAACUUAAUUUUUAAUACCAUGCAUGUAUUCCUCUGACUAAUGUUUCGGCAGUAGGAAGGAAUGGGGAGUGCCCUGUGCACUGGUUUCAGUGGAAGGUCAGGGGGACUUCUCAUCCUAGAAACAGACAGAUGACUCUGGGCCCUCAGGUAAGCAGCGAGCUUCUCCAAACUAACAGUCGUCACUCUGAAAAGAAUGAAGAGCUUACUUGGGCUUUUCAGAAAGCAUUUUUAGGAGAUUCUGGGCAUAUUUAUGCUUACAGUAUUCAGGCAAAUAGUCACUUUUCUUAUUAUCUAUACUUAAAGUAUACUUGCACAUUUUAAUAAAUUAACCACAAGAAAUAUCUGGAGGAUAAGGGGAGAUGAUCUUUAGAGGCAUCUAAUUUAUAGCCAGUCCUGUUAUUUUUUAAAGUGGGUUUUUAAAAGUCAAAUGGAACCCCAUCUCAUUUUAGGGACAUGAAGACUGAUCAGUGCAACUUCCUGGCUAGUGUUCUCUGCAGGCGUGAGCUCGUCCCGUAAGAAAGAAACCAGGCGUCUGUGGUUUCUGUCUUAUGCCUGCUGGCUACUGCAUAAGUCCUGUUUGGGGGCAGGGAGGGAGCCUUUGGUCCCUUGGACGUAAUACAGUCAAUGCACUAACAAUUAUGUACAUUUAAACUUGAUUAUUUUAAAUUGGAUCUUCAGCUGUACUGUAAAUAGGGUACUGCAAUGUAGUCUCCGUAUAUGUUUAUUACUUUUCUGUAAUAUUUAAGAGUUGCUUAAAGUAUACAAAAUGUACAGUUACUAAAAUAUCUAACUUGUCUUUCCCCUUUGAAAAGAAGGGGUUUCAGUUGUUCUUACAUGAGAAGAACCAUAAUAGACAAUAUUCCUGUAAUUUGUAACAUAAAUAUCGCGAUGUUAGUAACAAUCUUGCAACCUUGUUUUCCAAAGUUCAUUUUAUUUUGAUCAGUUUGGUAUAUUGCACUAAUUACUUUAGGAAUUUUCAUUAUAUGAAAUCUACCAUGUGUCAGAUGAUUUAAUCUAAGUGUCGGACUGCUAGCAGAACUUGUAAAUUACAGUCAUUCAGAAUUAGGAACAGUUCACCGUGUUUAGUUUUAUAUUGAGGUGCUCAGGUUGGAAUAAAGUGGUAUAAAAGCCAA